Vombatus ursinus (common wombat) is the source of this 3477-nucleotide messenger RNA. Its product is annotated as protocadherin beta-5-like. Bases 768 to 3155 code for a protein of 795 amino acids. Gene Ontology annotation, biological process: homophilic cell-cell adhesion. The transcript has a single exon. Gene Ontology annotation, molecular function: calcium ion binding. Lineage: Eukaryota; Metazoa; Chordata; Mammalia; Diprotodontia; Vombatidae. The record is from RefSeq and is a predicted model, not a curated record. Gene Ontology annotation, cellular component: plasma membrane.
CAAAAAAAGAAAUAAAAAAAGAAAGUGAGCUUUUAGCUUUCUACCUAUGCAACCCUGGAUUUUAGUGUAUUGCAAGGAGAAUGUAGAGGGAAAUUGUUAUAUGAUGUCCUUUUAAGAUGAGCCUCUUUUAUAGGGGGAAGGUCAAUUAAUAAUAGCAAAGUGCAGUGGAGAAUGGAGUCAGCAGUGAUCCUUAUAAAUAGGAUCAUGGAGUAUGUUCGAUUAGUUGAAUCUUAUUUGCAUUUCAACUUCAGUUAUUUUUAUUUCCAUCUUUUAUGGCCUUUAUACCCUUCCUCUCCCUCCUUACUGUGACCAUCAAUUCAUUUUAUGUAAAAAGAAAUGGUCAGACUAGAAUCACAAGAUAAUCUUUAAUACACCUUCAAAUUCUAACAUUUUGUGAUUCUAUAGUUUCUUCAUUUUCCUAAAUUCAGGAUUUUAUUUUAUUUUAUUCUCCAAAUGUGGUACUAAUACAGCCAGGAGAUCUGAAAGGGAUUUUAGAAGGUGGAAUUUAUGAGUAAGGACGCAUGGUGGCGCUGCAGGCUAAGAAGGCAAAUGAAAGGACCGCAGCUACAGCAGACUCCAUUACUCUGAGAAAACAGAAUCUGAAAGAACAGUCAGAGAAAGAAGACUUUGUCAGUCUCUGCUCAGGUAUAGGGGUACCAGUAAGAGAGAUCGGAGAAUAGAAAUAAUUAGCUCAGAAUUACUUCAGACAAGAAAAAGGACUUGAUGUUAUUAGGAAUAUAAUAAGGAUUCUUCACACGGAUACAGCAAUGGAGACUACUCCAGGAAAAGCACAGUGGAACAGGCAAGUGAUAUUCUUUAUUGUAGCUUUGCUCUUGUCUGAGGUGGGUUCAGAGCUGGGGCGGUUUUCUGUUGCAGAGGAGACGGAGAGCGGUUCUUUUGUGGCCAAUGUGGCUAAAGCUCUGGGUCUGGAAGUGGGGGAGUUGUAUGCGAGGGGUUCCCAGGUAGCCUCUAACCAUAACAAACAGUUUUUGCAACUGGAUCAGAAGACAGGGGAUUUAUUUCUAAAGCAGAAACUGGACCGGGAGGAGCUGUGCGGCCCUACCGAACCCUGUGUGCUGCCUUUCCAGAUCUUACUGGAAAACCCUUUGCAGUUCUUCCGAGCUGAACUGCAAGUGAAAGAUAUAAAUGACCAUUCACCCACUUUCCCAGACCCUGACAUACUCCUGAGAAUAUCAGAAAGCACCAAGCCAGGGACUGCUUUCCCUUUAAAGAUGGCUGAGGACUUGGAUGUUGGCAUUAACAGCCUUCAGAACUACACCAUCAGCCACAACUCGCAUUUCUUCCUUCACACUCACACCCGCAGCGAUGGCAGAAAGAUCCCAGAGCUGGUGUUGGAUAAAGCUCUAGAUCGUGAGGAGCAGCCAGAGGUGACACUAACCCUCACGGCCAUGGAUGGUGGGUCCCCCUCGCGGUCUGGGACAGCCCAAGUGCGAGUUACCAUUGUGGACGUUAAUGACAAUGCGCCUGUGUUUGUUCAGUCGAAGUAUCAAGUGCAGAUUCCAGAGAAUAGCCCCAUUGACUCGCUAGUAGUGACUGUCGCUGCUCAAGAUUUAGACGCUGGAAUCAAUGGGGAUGUUGCUUAUGCCUUAUUCCAAGCUUCUGAUGAAGUCAGUCAAACGUUUGGAGUUGAUCCCGUCUCAGGAGAGAUUCGAUUGAAAAAACAAGUGGAUUUUGAGGCAAUUCAGAAAUAUGAGGUGGAAAUUGAGGCCACAGAUAUUGGGGCCCUUUCAGGAAAAUGCACUGUUUUGGUCCAAGUGAUGGACCUGAACGACAAUUUCCCAGAACUGACUAUGUUGUCACUAACCAGCCCUAUUCCAGAGAACAUUCCUGAGAGUGUGGUUGCUGUUUUUAGCAUCAGAGAUCGUGACUCUGGGGAAAGUGGAAGGAUGAUUUGCUCCAUUCAAGAGGAUCUUCCUUUCUCCUUGAAACCUCACUUGGAGAACUUCUACUCCAUAAUAACUGAGGGAGCUCUAGACAGAGAGAACAAGGCCGAGUACAACAUCACUAUUACAGUCAUGGAUUUGGGAUCCCCAAGGCUCAAAUAUGAGCACAAUAUCAUGGUGCUCAUCUCUGAUGUCAAUGACAACCCACCAGUAUUUACUCAGAGAGCCUACAAACUGUACCUCCUGGAGAACAACAGUCCAGCUCUCCACAUUGGUAAUGUCAGUGCCAGUGACAGGGACUCAGGAAUCAAUGCCAAAGUCACCUACUCUCUGCUGCCUCCAGAGACUGGAAAUCUGUCCCUCUUCUCCUACAUAUCCAUCAACUCUGACAGUGGCCAUCUCUAUGUCCUGAGAUCUGUGGAUUAUGAAGCCAUUCAAACUUUCCAGUUCGCUGUGAGGGCGACUGAUGGAGGCUCCCCAGCCCUGAGCAGCCAGGCUCUGGUUCAGAUUGUGGUUCAGGAUGAGAAUGACAACUCUCCCUUUAUUCUGUACCCUCUGCAGAAUAGCACAGUUCCUUGCAAUGACCUGGUGCCCAGGGCAGCAGAGCCAGGUUAUCUGGUCACCAAGGUUGUUGCUGUGGAUCAGGACUCUGGACAGAAUUCCUGGCUUUCUUACCAACUGCUAAAAACCACGGACCCAGGGCUUUUCACUGUAUGGGCACAUAAUGGGGAAGUGCGCACAGCAAGGCCCAUCAGUGACAGAGAUGCCAUCAAGCAGAGGCUUUUGGUGCUGGUGAAGGACAAUGGGGAGCUGCCUCUGUCCACAGUAGCCACAUUGAAUGUACUCUUAGUGGAUGGAUUCUCUGAGCCUUUUGUGAAGCUUCCAGAUGAGCCCAAAGAUGAUCCACAGACUGAUUCCCUUACAGUGUACUUGAUCAUUUCUUUGGUUUCUGUCUCCUUUCUGUUCCUGGUCUCUGUAAUCCUGUUCAUUUCUAUAAAGCUAUGGAGAAAAAGAAAAGCAUCAGAAGUUGAUCGGGUAGGACCCAACUGCCGAUUUUCAGGUCACUUGGUAGAUGUCAGUAGCACCGGGACCCUAUCCCAUAGCUACCAGUAUGAGAUGUGUUUGACCACUGGCUCUGGGAACACUGAUUUCAAGUUUCUGAAGCCAAUUAUCCAUGGUGUCCCUCCUCCAGUCUCUGACAGGUCCUCAGAGGCAGAUCAAGUCUUCCAAAAUAGCUAUAUGCUUGGUUAAAUGUGAGAAUUCUUCAAUUUGUAUUUAAUAUGUAAAUUGUGUAAAUUUUUGGCAUUUCUUUGGCAUUUGUGACUAGCUACUUAGAUACUGAGAAUUCCUGGAUCUGUAAUCUUUACCUAUGUGGUCAGCAAUUUGAUUCCUGAUAGUCAGUACUGCAUCCACAUCAGAGAGCUUAUUGACAGAAAGGAAAACUUUUUACUGGUGAUUUUCCUUAAGGAGGUAUUUUAACUAGCUAACAAGUUGAAGAUGUAGUGUUCUUAAAUUCUACAUAGUCUGCCUGCCAGUGUUGACAUUUUAAUUAUAUUCAACCUUCAAGUUAUAA